AUGAGUGCUAUUAUCUCCACACAACCAUAUCUCUGCCAGUUCAACGAAUUAGGAAUAGAUCCAGCAACCGGCCUCUGCAGAGGACCGAGCGCAGAUACCCAAGGUGGCAUCACAGCUGCCAUGCCUGGUGGCUCGUGGCUUGGUGCCUUGGUAUCUGGUUUUGUGUCUGAUCAAUUUGGUCGAAAGACUUCGAUUCAGAUUGGCUCUAUCAUUUGGAUUGUUGGAUCUAUCAUCUCCUGUGCUUCCGUGAAUAUUCCUAUGCUCAUCGUCGGACGCAUCAUCAACGGCUUCAGCGUAGGAAUCUGCUCCGCUCAAUGCCCUGUUUACAUCACCGAGCUUGCACCCCCUUCAAAGCGUGGACGAUUGGUUGGAAUGCAGCAAUGGGCCAUCACGUGGGGUAUCAUGAUCAUGUUCUUCAUUUGCUAUGGUUGCAGUAAGAUAGGGGGUGCUGCUUCUUUCCGUGUGCCCUGGGGCCUCCAAAUGGUUCCCGCGGUCCUACUCUUCCUGGGACUUCUCUUCAUGCCUGAAUCACCUCGUUGGUUGGCAAAGAAGGAUCGCUGGGAGGAGACCAAGGCAGUCCUUGAUUUGGUUCAUGGCAAAGGCGACCCCAACUCACCAUUUGUUCGCAAGGAGAUCAGCGAGAUUCGGGAGGUCGUCGAGUUUGAGCGACGCAAUGCUGACGUCACCUAUUUUGAAUUACUCAAGCCGAGCAUGAUCAACCGAACACAUAUUGGUAUUUUCACUCAGAUUUGGUCACAAUUGACAGGAAUGAAUGUAAUGAUGUACUAUAUUACGUACGUCUUUACAAUGGCAGGCCUGGGAGGAGACGUGCUGCUGCCCAGCAGUAUUCAGUUCAUCAUCAACGUCGUACUGACAGUCCCGGCACUCAUCUGGAUGGACAAAUGGGGUCGUCGUAUGCCACUGCUCGUCGGCGCCUUCUUCAUGUGCCUUUGGAUGUGCAUCAACGCAGGUCUGUUUGCGGUUUACUCACGACCACCGGUCCCUGAGGACCACUUCACUUCGGAAUCCGAGUCAAUGGCCAUUACUGGCGCGCCAGCUAAAGCGGUUAUUGCCUCGACUUACCUUUUCGUCGCGUCAUAUGCUCCCACUUGGGGACCUGUCAGCUGGACCUACCCCCCGGAGUUGUACCCGCUGCGCGUCCGUGGAAAGGCCGUCGCCUUGGCGACAUCUGCCAACUGGGCCUUCAACUUUGCCUUGGCGUACUUUGUGCCUCCCGCUUUUGUCAGCAUUACCUGGAAGGUAUAUGUGCUGUUCGCCGUAUUCCUUGUCUCCAUGUUCCUGCACGUCUUCUUCCUCUUCCCGGAGACGGCGAACAAGCCUCUUGAGGAGGUUGAGGCCAUAUUUGAUUACAGCACGCCUGGAUCAAUCAAGUACAUUGGUACUCCAGCAUGGAAGACGCACAAUGACCGCCACCACACCAUCCGUGCGGAGCGCAACGAGAUCGAUGUCGAGGAGAAGAUCAGCGCUGAGGUUGAGCACAAGGACAGCAACGGGGCUCACGUCUAG
Molecule: messenger RNA, 1527 nt
Organism: Truncatella angustata
Lineage: Eukaryota; Fungi; Ascomycota; Sordariomycetes; Amphisphaeriales; Sporocadaceae
Product: general substrate transporter
Exons: 3
Coding region: 1-1527 (508 amino acids)
Biological process (GO): transmembrane transport; carbohydrate transport
Cellular component (GO): membrane
Molecular function (GO): carbohydrate:proton symporter activity
Source: RefSeq, a predicted model, not a curated record